This is a messenger RNA of Penicillium paradoxum, 512 nucleotides long. RefSeq names its product 60S ribosomal protein eL22. The transcript is spliced from 3 exons. The record is from RefSeq and is a predicted model, not a curated record. Gene Ontology annotation, molecular function: structural constituent of ribosome; RNA binding. NCBI's taxonomy places the organism in Eukaryota, Fungi, Ascomycota, Eurotiomycetes, Eurotiales, Aspergillaceae. Gene Ontology annotation, cellular component: ribosome. Gene Ontology annotation, biological process: cytoplasmic translation. The coding region runs from base 80 to 454 and encodes 124 amino acids.
CUCUCGCCGGCGCAGGAUAUUCACCUCUUUGCGACCUUUCCCAACCCUCGAAAAUCCAUCUCCCCCCAAUCCAUUAACAAUGGCUCCCGCUGCUGCUCGUGGUCGCAAGGCCCAGAAGGUUACCCAGAAGUUCAUCAUCAACGCUUCGCAGCCCGCUAGCGACAAGAUCUUCGAUGUCUCUGCCUUCGAGAAGUUCCUCCACGACCGCAUCAAGGUCGAGGGCCGUGUCGGCAACCUCGGUGAGAACGUCGUGAUCUCCCAGUCCGGCGAUGGCAAGAUCGAGGUUGUUGCUCACAUCCCCUUCUCCGGCCGCUACCUGAAGUACCUCACCAAGAAGUACCUCAAGAAGCAGCAGCUCCGUGACUGGCUCCGCGUCGUCUCCACCUCCAAGGGUGUUUACGAGCUCCGCUUCUACAACGUCGUCAACGACGAGGCUGAGGAGGAUGAGGAAUAAGCGUGUCGCUCCUGACAUGUUUUACCUCUUUGCCCUGUUGAUCGAUCGGUUCUAGUCU